Cutaneotrichosporon oleaginosum is the source of this 410-nucleotide messenger RNA. RefSeq lists its product as uncharacterized. NCBI's taxonomy places the organism in Eukaryota, Fungi, Basidiomycota, Tremellomycetes, Trichosporonales, Trichosporonaceae. The record is from RefSeq and is a predicted model, not a curated record.
CCACUCGCCCGAAUAGCUCCCCCGACAUGACGCCGUAUCCUGAUCGCACGGGGCGCUGCCCAGCAGGCCAUGUACCGGUGCAGAACGACGUUCCCAUCGUUCCCAAUGGGUGUGGGCGUCCAGGUGGAUUCCCGGUUGAUGACUGGAUUGUUCUUGAUUGUUGCAACGGCCACGACAACUGCUACUCGACGUGCAGCAAGAGCAAGAACACGUGCGACGAUGAGUUCCACUCCUGUAUGAAGGCCCGGUGUGCUGAGGUGCAUGCGGACAGUCAGAUGGACGAGAAUUUCUGCCUCGUGCGAGCGCAAACAUACGCAACUACUGUAGUGAUUCUUGGACAGGGCGGUUUCGACACCGGCACGGAGAAGCACUGUAAUUGCCAGGCGCAGUGGGACCCAAUCGUAUAGAAG